CCCGCCCGCCACCGUGUGCUCUGGCCGGCGCGGCCCACAGUCCCCAUGGUGGGCGGCCCCCGCGGGCACCUGUGAUCUGCGGCAGCAUGCCAGGGAAACCCAAGCACCUGGGCGUCCCCCAUGGGCGCAUGGUACUGGCUGUCUCAGAUGGAGAGCUGAGCAGCACGGCAGGGCCCCAGGGCCAGGGAGAGGGCCGCGGCAGCUCCCUCAGCGUCCACAGCCUACCCAGUGGCCCCAGCAGUCCCUUCCCCACCGAGGAGCAGCCUGUGGCCAGCUGGGCCCUGUCCUUCGAGCGGCUGCUGCAGGACCCGCUGGGCCUGGCUUACUUCACUGAGUUCUUGAAGAAGGAGUUCAGCGCGGAGAACGUGACUUUUUGGAAGGCCUGUGAGCGCUUCCAGCAGAUCCCGGCCAGCGACACGCAGCAGCUCGCUCAGGAGGCGCGCAGCAUCUACCAGGAGUUCCUGUCCAGCCAGGCGCUGAGCCCGGUGAACAUUGACCGGCAAGCCUGGCUGGGCGAGGACGUGCUGGCCGAGCCGCGGCCGGACAUGUUUCGGGAACAGCAGCUUCAGAUCUUCAAUUUAAUGAAGUUCGACAGCUACGCGCGCUUCGUCAAGUCCCCGCUGUACCGCGAGUGCCUCCUGGCAGAGGCCGAGGGGCGCCCCCUGCGGGAACCUGGGUCCUCGCGCCUUGGCAGCCCGGACACCGCGAGGAAGGUGCGGACGAGGGGCGGUGGGAGGAGCCAGGGCUUUUUUUUGCUGGGCGUGGAGGAGUUGGGGCAGCUGCCGCCUGCUGAGGGUCCUGGGGGCCGCCCGCUCCGCAAGUCCUUCCGCAGGGAGCUGGCCGGCCCCGCAAGCUCUGCCUUGAGGCGAGACUCUCAGGGUUCCCUCAACUCCUCCGCCAGCCUGGACCUCGGCUUCCUUGCCUUCGUGAGCAGCAAGUCGGAGAGCCAGAGCCACCGGAGGAGCCUUGGGAGCACAGAGGCCGAGAGCGAGAGCCGGCCGGGGAAGUACUGCUGCGUGUACCUGCCGGACGGCACAGCCUCCUUGGCCCUGGCCCGGCCCGGCCUCACCAUCCGAGACAUGCUGGCAGGCAUCUGUGAGAAACGAGGCCUCUCCCUACCCGACAUCAAGGUCUACCUGGUGGGCAACGAGCAGAAGGCCCUAGUCCUGGAUCAGGACUGCACCGUGCUGGCGGACCAGGAAGUGCGGCUGGAGACCAGGAUCACCUUCGAGCUGGAGCUGGCGUCGCUGGAACGUGUGGUGCGGAUCUCCGCCAAGCCCACCAAGCGGCUGCAGGAGGCGCUGCAGCCCAUCCUGGCGAAACACGGCCUGAGCCCUCAACAGGUGGCGCUACACCGGCCAGGCGAGAAGCAGCCGCUGGAUCUGGAGAAGCUAGUGAGCUCAGUGGCGGCCCAGAGACUGGUUUUGGACAGGCUUCCAGGUGUGAGGAUCCCUGAAGUCCUCGACCCACCUCCCUGCCGAAGUCAGGGCUCUCGGCCUAGAACUCAGGACAAGGCCGCCCACCCUCCUCCACGGCCACCCAGUGCGCUGGCGGAGGGGUCUACUAGUGCCACUGGGAAGCGGCAGACCUGUGACAUUGAAGGCCUGGUGGAGCUGCUGAACCGGGUGCAGAGCAGCGGGGCCCAGGACCAGAGAGGCCUUCUGCGAAAAGAGGACCUGGUGCUUCCAGAAUUUCUGCAGCUGCCUGCUCAGGGGCCCAGCUCCCAGGAGGCACCACCACAGCCUGAAGCAGUGGCCCAGCCCAGUGGGGGGCCCUCCAAGUCCACUGCCCACCAGGCCCUCUGACAGCUGCCAGCAGUCCCAGCUGGCUGCAUGGCACCGGCAGGCCGAGCAGGCCAUGGGUCCACACUGCAUGCCCCAUCUGUGCCAUGAGUGUCCCUGGCCCCUUCCUGCCAUGGGCAGGCCCGCAGGAAGAGCCAGGAGGGGUAGAGCAGGGACCCCCACAGCUGGCACCCCCUGGUCCCUCGCAGGCUCGUCUAUCUUCCCCUUGCAGCCAGGCCACGGCAGGAAGGUGGCCUUGCCCCUGGUGUAGGCAUGCCAGACACCGAGGGAUGGCGUUGGCAGUGCCAGCCUCCCCAGCCUGAGCCAUGCCUCAGCAGAGGGCAGAGGAGGGGCCGGCCCCUCCUCACAAGCUGGUGUGAGUAAGGCCUGGGGGUGUGGCGGCAACCCCUUCCUCUACCCACAGAGACUACUGUACGCACGGAUUCUGCAGUUGGCUUGGGCAGCUGGGUUUGUCCUGGAUGUAUGAUAUUGUUAUAAUAAUAAUAGUAUUAUUAUUCUGCCAUGAGGAGUGUUCCUUGUGUGCCAGCCUGCCCUGUAACCUCCUCCCUACCAGUCACACCGCCUCUCUCGCCAGGGUCAGUGCCAGGCGGCUCUCGGGGACCUCAGGAGGUGCCUCCUGACUUCCUGUUUUCAGGACCUCUCUUGCUGACUGCCCAGGAAGGGGGCGAGAGACAGAGAUGGGGGAAGAGCUCUGGGAGCUACGCCGUGGCCAGGAUCACACUGUCCCGUGGUCUCUCGUCGGAGCCCCCUUUCUGGCUGCUGUCCUGUCUCUGCGGGGACUGAGUGUGUCUCGCACAUGUCACGGGAGUGCCUUUGGAUGGGUCAAAGGCCUGUGUGGGACCGUGGCGGGCAGAUGUCAUCCUCGCCUGCUUUGCUGGGUCAUCCCUGUCCCCAGCUGCCAGGGAAGCCUGGACCCCACACUGGGAGGGAAGCAGUGAGGACCUCCCAGCCUGCAGGAGAGAAGCCAGACUGGGCCCUGCCCAGAGGUAAGCGCUGUGGUCAGGAAGCGAGGGGAUGGGAUGAGCGAGCCCCGAGAAGCUGAGGCGAGUCUCCUGGCUCUCCCAGGCCCUGUCUGUGCCUGCUGGCCCCUCUGUCCACUGGCUCCUGCAUCUUUGGGCUCAGGGGGGGAGGCUGGAGGGCUUUGCUGGCCCCACUUCGCCUCCCUCCAAAAGUCUUGGCUCUCUGCCUCCUCAGCCCGUUUUGUUUGGCUGGCUUCGCCAUACUCGAUCUUGAACCGGUGCUGGGGUGGGCCGGUGAGUCAGGCCUGGCCAGUCAGCGCUCCACUGCACUCGUCAUCCGAGUCUGGUUCAGGACUGGUCCUGUCCUUUGGCCCUGGUUUUUCCAGUCUAAACGUCAGUCCUGGUCAUUUUAUGCCACCUCCUGGGAUUUGUAGAAAGGACCCAAAGAAGGAGAACUUGGGAGCGAAUAAAGCCAACCAGGGGAGCAGGACUGAGCCACGGAAGGAGACUCCCGGCAAGUUCAGCCGCGCCUCCAGCCAGCCCCUGGAGGCCCUCUCCUGCAAGCCGACCCGCUCCUUCCAGGCGUGCGUCCUGCACCACCCCGGCCUGUGUGGUUGAAGGUCUUGACUUGAACUCAGCAUUUUCCCUGACCCCUACAUGAGGGCUCCCGGUUUUGUCCUCUCCCGUUCUGUCCAGCUUCCUUCUUUCACGCUCACGGCACCAUU
Messenger RNA from Tupaia belangeri chinensis (Chinese tree shrew), 3486 nucleotides. RefSeq names its product regulator of G protein signaling 14 (gene RGS14). Gene Ontology annotation, biological process: cell division; regulation of G protein-coupled receptor signaling pathway; signal transduction. Bases 87 to 1805 code for a protein of 572 amino acids. The transcript has 16 exons. The record is from RefSeq and is a predicted model, not a curated record. Gene Ontology annotation, molecular function: GTPase activator activity; G-protein alpha-subunit binding; microtubule binding. Lineage: Eukaryota; Metazoa; Chordata; Mammalia; Scandentia; Tupaiidae. Gene Ontology annotation, cellular component: nucleus; cytoplasm; plasma membrane.